This is a messenger RNA of Closterium sp. NIES-67, 1237 nucleotides long. NCBI's taxonomy places the organism in Eukaryota, Viridiplantae, Streptophyta, Zygnematophyceae, Desmidiales, Closteriaceae. The record is from the annotation of a GenBank genome assembly.
CUUGGCCCAAAAAUCCGAUUCUAUCAGGUGGGUUUUCAACGAAUAUUUGGGUGUUAACCUAGAACCAGCCGUUCUAUCUCCCACCAUUCUGGAUUCAUCGCGCCAAACCUCCAGCAAUUAGUCGCCAUUAGUCGCCAGAGAGCUUUAGAUUUCUGCGUUUGCUUGGUCGACGCUUUAGGUCCGAAUCAGAAUGCUAGUUGGAAAUGAUGGCUGAAUCUCCUCCCUCCAUUCCGUUACGUUCAAAUGAGACACCGGAUCCGCCGACGCCGAAUCAGCAGCCAGAGCUGGUUCGGCAACAGCUUCGGUGCCGAGGCUUGGAGCCGUUUCGCGUUGGUCGUGUGUCCUCGGUAUACGUGGUCCCGGAUUACCUUACAGUGCAGGAGGAGCAGUUGCUGAUGUCACAGGUGGCGUCAGCCCCAAUCACCAAGUGGAAGAACGUGACUGGCAGGAGAUUGCAAAACUGGGGCGGCGUGGUGCAUGAUAAGGGGCUCAUAGCGCAACCGUUACCUGCGUGGCUGCAGCACUUCACAUCUCGCAUAUCAUCUGAUCUCAGCAGUCUCUUCCCCUCCCCCGUCAACCACGUGCUGGUGAAUGAGUACAAGGAGGGGCAGGGGAUCAUGCCUCACCAGGACGGCCCAGCCUACUUCCCCUGUGUCGCCAUUCUCUCUCUUGGCCUGCCUGCAACCAUGGCAUUCACUCCGCACCAAAGGCUGGCACAGCAACACGGAGAGGGGAGCGAAAGAGCAGGAGCUGCCAGCAAAGGUGCUGCCAUCCCCUGCGCCGACUCUGACAGCGGAGGGGAUGGGAAGGAGGAAGUGGGGGGAGCAGAGGCAGGGGAGCGGUGCUCUGAUGGCGGUGGCGGUGGCGUGAUGAUGAGGGAGUGUGUUGCUGCUCCUCAUUCUGAGGCUACUCUAGAGACGCCUGUAGUAGUAGUGAGGAGGGAGUGCGCUGCUGUGCCUCCUCGGAGCCUGCUGGUGUUUAAGGACGAAGCGUACACAGGUGAGAUUAUCUUCACGGUGCUACAACUUGUACUUCAACAGAAGCUGCAUAUAACGAAUCUGGCUCAUUGAGCGAUCCUGUCCGCAUAUCCCUUACUUGUAGAUACGUACCACGAACCAUGAAAGCGGUGUUCAAGCUGAGGUGAAAAAGUUUCCAUCCAGCAAAUAUGCUUCACAUAAUUUCUCCACUGUACGCCACACCAGUUCCCUCAAGGUUGCAUAUACACCGCCAAUAUAUU